Scedosporium apiospermum is the source of this 735-nucleotide messenger RNA. Its product is annotated as Pre-mRNA-splicing factor ISY1. Gene Ontology annotation, biological process: mRNA 3'-splice site recognition; generation of catalytic spliceosome for second transesterification step. Lineage: Eukaryota; Fungi; Ascomycota; Sordariomycetes; Microascales; Microascaceae. Gene Ontology annotation, cellular component: catalytic step 2 spliceosome; post-spliceosomal complex; Prp19 complex. The transcript has 2 exons. The record is from RefSeq and is a predicted model, not a curated record. Bases 1 to 735 code for a protein of 244 amino acids.
AUGGCGCGAAACUCGGAAAAAGCCCAGUCCAUGCUCUUCCGCUUCCGCGAAGCGCAAGCCGCCGACCUAGGCCUCUUCGACGCAGCGCGCACACGACGCCCCAAACUAAUCACCGAAGUCGACUCGAUCCCGGCCUGCGAAAAGUGGCGCGGCCAAGUUCUCAAGGAGAUCUCGCGCAAGGUGACCAAGAUCCAGGACCCGGCGCUCAGUGACUAUCAGAUCCGCGACCUCAACGACGAGAUCAACAAGCUCAUGCGCGAGAAGCACAUGUGGGAGAUACAGAUACGGAACCUGGGUGGGCCGAAUUACAUGCGCGCCGCGGCAAAAGUGUACGACGACCAGGGGAGGGAGAUACCCGGCAGGGGGAAAGGGUACAAGUAUUUUGGAAGGGCGAGGGAUUUACCGGGUGUGAAGGAGCUGUUUGAGGCGGCGAGGGCGAAGAAGGCGGAGGAGAAACCGUUGGAGGCGAGGGCGGAUAUUAGGAGGCAGGUGGAUGCGGCGUAUUAUGGGUGGAGUCCUGAUGAGGAGGACGAUGAGUUGCUGGCGUAUGAGGCUGCGAGGGAGAAGGAGGCUUUUGAGAAUAUGGCGGAUACUGGGAACCCGGAGCCGCCGCCUGGGUGGGAGCCGUUGCCCGGUGAUUCUGGGGAUGGGAAGGAGUGGCAGCUGCCGACGUUGGAAGAGGUGCAAGAGGAGCUGAUCGAUCGGCGGAGACGAAAGCUUCUCGAGCAAUUAUAA